Messenger RNA from Pectinophora gossypiella (pink bollworm), 2904 nucleotides. RefSeq lists its product as uncharacterized. Gene Ontology annotation, molecular function: nucleic acid binding; zinc ion binding; catalytic activity. Bases 1 to 2904 code for a protein of 967 amino acids. The record is from RefSeq and is a predicted model, not a curated record. Lineage: Eukaryota; Metazoa; Arthropoda; Insecta; Lepidoptera; Gelechiidae. The transcript has 2 exons.
AUGAAUAAGCAGAUCCGAAAUUCCAGUCCGCCGGCGGGCACUCCAAGCGAGCGACCCCGCCCCUCUUUGGAGGGCAAGCCCCAAUCGUAUACGGCGGGGGGCAAAGACUGCUUCGUAGGCCAGCAAGAUGCUGGCCUCCGUGAACACGACUUAGGCAACGAAAACGGUUUAGGAUUGAGCAAAAGUUUGGAUGUGAGGGAACUGAGAAGUGGGAGAAAAUCGGACAGAGUUCCGGGAAGAACAGACAAGGAAGCCAGGGUCAGUCUUACUAGACUGUCGGUCGGGCGGGACGCGCUAAUGGUGCUCCCCGGCCCGAGUAGGAAGGAUGCCACGAGCGACGGAGAGGACACGGAGGGCUCCGUCGUUUCAAUGAGAUCGGUGGCUUCAGCAGGUUCCGGAGUCUCUCGCGCUGCAAAGCGUGCAAGACUGCCAGGGCCUGCAACAAACGGAGGGUCGCCGAAGUCGAAGCGCAAGCCUCGACCUAGGCAAAAACCAGAGAUCGAGAUAGAUGAUAACGAUCCCUAUCUAUCCUCGGUAUCAGUGUCAUCCACACGAUCCAAGGACACUCUGCCCAGCGUGGAGGACCUGGCGUCGGAAAUGAGGGAACAGCCAGUGGCCGACCUAGGAGCUCGAAUCCUCGAGUCCAUGGAGACGGUCACCAAAGUCGCGGAUCACUCCAAGAACCUGAAGGGCAAUUUUGUACGGUCCUUGAGGUUGGCGGCGAUCACGGCAAAGGCUGCGGCAGGCGAAAUGGCGCAACGAACGGCGUCGAUUGGCAGCGAGGGAUGGCUUGAGAGGGAAAACGCAAACUUGCGCUCCAAACUCUCAGGGGUGGAGGAUAGGCUUAAGACCCUGCAGGCCGAGAUGGAGCUUCUCCGCCAGCGGGAGCGCGCGCCUCCUAGAAAAGAGGACAGAAGACAGCCCGCCAGGGGCGCCGAUGAAAUCCUAAUGGAUCGCAUCGGAGCCCUUGUCGAAAACAAGCUGGCUGCCUUCAAGGCGGAACUACUCCCAGGCCGAGCCAUCAGGCCGCCCCUGGGUAAGAGGCUGGUGACAAGCGACGCUCCAGCAGCGGCGCUACCACCACCGCCGCCACCUAAGCCGAGAAGGGGCUCUGACGAGAUCCUCAUGGAUAGAGUUGGAGCCCUGAUCGAGAGGAAGCUGGCCGACUUCAAAGCUGAGCUGUACCCGGACAGGGUCCGCAGACCGAACCAGGAACCAGCUCCAGUCGCUUCAGUAGUGGCGCCUGCGACAGCAGCGCCCAAGAAGAAGAAGAAGAAAGCAAAAAAGGGUGGGAAGAAAGGUGCCAACCUGCAGCCGCCCCCAGUGCCGAAGGGUGCUCCGGCAGUGACAGCGACAGUAGCGGGUCCCUCAGGACUUCAGACCCGUUCAUGGGCCCAGGUCGCGGGCAAGAAGCCUGCCUCUCGACCAUCUGAGAGGGCAGCUGCUUCAAAGCCCAAACCGGCUAAGCCACAAAAGCCAGCCCAACAGGCGAGCAGUGUUAGAGCCAAGCCAGCUCGGCCCCCUAACACUGCUGUUGUGGCCGUGACUGUCCACGAAGGGGCUGACACCACCUAUGCUGCGGUCAUGGGUGCAGCAAAGCAGCGCGUGAGUCUCGCAGAAUGCGGGAUCUCUGAUCUUCGGCAGAAGAGGGCUGCGACCGGUGGACUGAUCCUAGAGGUCCCUGGUCCUGACAGUGCUAGGAAGGCAGAUGACCUCGCCGCGCGCCUGCGCAGCGCUCUCACGGAUAUGAAUGUGCGCAUAUCGCGUCCGGUGAAGACUGGCGAGAUCAGGGUCACGGACUUUGAUGAGUCCGUAACCCAGGCUGACAUCGCUUCUGCGAUCGCGGACCAGGGGGGCUGUUCGCGGGAGGAUGUCAAAGUCGGAGAAAUCCGCCUUUCGCCACGGAUGAUGGGCACAGCUUGGGUUAAGUGCCCGCUCAUCGCUAUCCGCAAACUCGCAGGCACGGCGAGGCUAAGAGUGGGGUGGGCGUCGGCGCGAGUCCAGGUGUUAACGGCUAGGCCGUUGCAAUGCUUCAAAUGUCUGGAGAUGGGACAUGUCAGAUCUCAAUGUCCCAACGCCGAGGACCGCAGCAGCUGCUGUUACAAAUGUGGCCUGACUGCUCAAGACCUACUGCUGCAGACGCUCGCGGAGUGGUCGAUUGCACUGACAGUUGUCGGAGAACCCUACCGCGUUCCGGACCAUCCUCGAUGGUUCCCAGGCGAUGGCGGUUCCGUGGCUAUACACUGGGGAGGAGGACGAAGCGACCCUCCCUGUUCCCUGCUCUGCAGUGGUCAGGGAUUCGUCGCAGUGGAAUGGGGGCAUUUGGCGGUGGUCGGAUGCUACAUCUCGCCCAAUUGUCGCCUCGAAGCAUUCGAGUCUUACCUGGACUUGGUGGCAAACUGCAUCCGCAGCUGCCGCCCUCGUCCAGUGCUUGUGCUGGGGGAUUUCAAUGCCCACGCCAGACAAUGGGGAGGUGCUCGGGACACACCAAGGGGCGAGACUCUGCAGGAGUGGGCGGACGGAAUAGACCUGCGUUUGCUAAACCAGGGGUCCGUAAGCACCUGUGUGCGGUGGCAGGGGGAGUCGGUCGUCGACUUGUCGUGGGCGACUCCCGCUGCAGCGCGCUUAGUGUCCGGUUGGCGAGUGGCGGAGGAGCUGGUCACUCUCUCCGACCACAGACAUAUCAUCAUCGAUGUCUCAGUUCGCCAACCGGAACGCUCUCAGAGUGACGUGGGACCGCCGCGCCGUUGGUCCCUGAAACUACUUGACCAGGACCUCCUUGUAGCGGCGGCCAACGUCGCCUUGUGGCCGGGCGGAAGGAUCGCUUCCGACCCUGAACAGGAAGCGUCCUGGUUUCGGAGCGCGAUGACGUCCAUAUGUGACGCGUCGAUGCCCCGAGUGUAG